This is a messenger RNA of Radiomyces spectabilis, 1221 nucleotides long. RefSeq names its product Alpha/Beta hydrolase protein. The record is from RefSeq and is a predicted model, not a curated record. Gene Ontology annotation, molecular function: arylformamidase activity. NCBI's taxonomy places the organism in Eukaryota, Fungi, Mucoromycota, Mucoromycetes, Mucorales, Radiomycetaceae. The transcript has 2 exons. Bases 273 to 1034 code for a protein of 253 amino acids.
AGCGGGAUUUUUUUCUUUGGUUCAAUCAGAUCCGGGGAAAAUGAUCAAUCUGCGGUUGACAAUUAUGGCAGGCCAAUAGAGAUCGCCCCGAUCCUUCAGAUGCUCAAUAAAUCGUUCACGUAGAAUCUUCGGUUCGACAGCUUUGUUUACCUCUAUUUUUUUUUUCUUUAUCUGGUCCUGUUUUAGACUGAUUUCGUCUUCUUUAUUUCUCGUCUCAGUUCAUUAGCUCUCUCUCUUUCCUCGUAAUUGAUCCUCUCUAUAUCCGUUUUCUAAUGACCGUCGGUGUACGUAUCUCUACUCAUUUGUUUGGCCGAGUACGUAAAUACAAUGAAUUGGACCUGUACGUUCCGCCCAAUGCGAAUCAAUGCACACCGUUGCUCGUAUUUAUCCACGGUGGCGCCUGGCGUUCCGAAGAUAAGGCCGAUCACGCUCAAUUAGCCAUGUAUUUAGCAGUUCAGGGCUACACGGUGGCCGUGGUCAACUACAGAUUAAGUCUUCGGAACCACCCGCAUGAGCAACCGGAAGUGCAGCAUCCCGACCAUAUUGACGAUAUUCUUGACGCGAUUCACUACUUGAUACAAACUCCACCACGAUCGGCCGUGUAUGAUACGACCAAUAUCCAUCUCAUUGGUCAUUCCUGCGGGGCUCACAUGGCCAUGAUGAUCAUUCUGGAUCCCGCUUCAUGCUUAAAAAGCAUUCGUGGAGUCAUUGGGGCCGAUGGCAUUUAUGACAUUCCAUUGCUGCUUCAAACGUUUCCCGACUAUACGGAUUUCAUUGAACAGGCAUUUGGAACAGACACUAGUCAGUUUGUCCAUGCUUCGCCCAUUUCGAAAUUCGCGCAGCACCGCUUACCACCCGUAUUGAUUGUGCACAGUUUGGAAGACUCACUUGUGGAUCUCGGGCAAGCCAAAGUGAUGCUUCAACAUUUACUGUCGCUUGACGCCAAAGUGCAACUGGAUACAAGCGCCCGAGGCGAUCACUAUGAUAUGCUAAAGACCCCGGAGUUUAUCCGUGCUGUCAAGCGAUUUGUAUGACUCAUCAUUAUCUGUUCCAACUCAUGCCAUCUUUUCUCCUCAUUUUUAUCCGGAUUUCCUAUAUUAAAUCCAAUUAGACGCUUUUUACUUGAUUCAUAUGCAAAAUAACGCUCGCCUACCUAAUGAAAAAACAAAUUACCUUCAAAUCAUCGCUUUUAAAAAAGGUUAAGCCCUGUCAGCCAUGUGG